Messenger RNA from Drosophila bipectinata, 2976 nucleotides. Its product is annotated as calponin homology domain-containing protein DDB_G0272472. The record is from RefSeq and is a predicted model, not a curated record. NCBI's taxonomy places the organism in Eukaryota, Metazoa, Arthropoda, Insecta, Diptera, Drosophilidae.
AACCGCUACACUAACAAAAGGUCACACUAAACGCGGAAAACAUUCAACACUUUCGAACCGACGCCAAUUAAAUAGAAUAAAGAAAAAUAAACGUUUGUACAUACUUGUUGCGUUGGCAAUAAGCAAAAACCCCCUUCAUUAUCUGCAAUAUGAAAUGGACCUACAACAAUUCCUUUCCCUGGAGCGCCAGCAAUUGCAAAAGGAGCGCGAACGUCUUUCCAACCACAAAAAUGGCACGGCUGCUUGCCCUGCGGCGGUGCUGAUGCAUUCCCCCAACCUUAAAGUGCAAUGUCGCCGGGCGAAGCCGUCCAAUGAACCCGAACCCGCUAAGGAGUCGACUUCCUUGGCAACCAGCGACCAAAACGCAAGCACAACAAUCGAAGAACUUCACUUGGACUUGGACUUAAGCAACCUCAAUUCAGUUGACGAGGAGUUGGGGGAGGAAGCGGAGGAGUUCGGCUCCGGCAGCAGUCCAUCGAAAUCGACCAAGGAAUUCGCCAACCAGCGCCAACUGCUCGUAGGCAGCGCCCGUCAGUACAAGUCCCCUAAUGAGUCGCUGCGACGCAAUUUGGAUAGCGGGCGACCGCUAAGCGAGAAUCGCUUGCCAAUCCGGCGGAAGGAUGAUAUGGAGCAAUGGGUUACGGACACAUUUUAUUCGUACUUCCCCGGCUUUAACAAUGAAAAUCAGAAGCGGCAGAAUUAUUUGCGUGAGCGCCAGCGCGAGAACCAGCAGAACUUUCUUAAGCACCAGAUGCUCCAUCCAGCGGUCACCAAGCACCAGAGACCGGGACAAGUGAGGAAGCCAUCGCAGUUGGCGGCGGCGGCUCCAGUGGAGAAACGUUCCAGCCAAUCCAGCACCAGCCCCUCAAACCACAGCACAACGGAUAAGACUGACUUAGAGUUAAUUGUAAAUAGCAAUCCCAACUAUGUGCCGCCCAAAAUUAGGCCAGGCACGACGCGACACAGGCUGCUCCAGGACCUGGGACAUGUUGAGCUAUCGAAUAUUGUAACCGGUGACGGCAUUAUGGAGCGAAAUCUACGCAGUGCUGAGCUGGAAACGGCGCGGAAAAAGGACUACCAGCGGGAUCUCAUGCAACAGAUUGAGGAGAAGCGUCGGUCCAUAGAGCUGCUGAGGGAAAAGGAGCGACGCCAGGAGGAGGCCCUGACCAGACGUCUCGAGGCCCAGCUGAAGACCAUAAAACUGGAGGAACAGUUGGAGAAAGAACGUUUACGGGCUGAAAAGGCUCGCAUCGACUCGGAACAAAAUCGCUUGAUGCGGGAACAGUUGCUGGCUAAGCUGGAACAGGACGCCCAGUUGCUGCACGCCAAGGAGACCAAUAAUCUCGCUGAAUCGCGCACUAAAACCAAAAGCAACCAGAACAUCAACAUCAGCACAGAACCCAACGCCAAUAGGGUGUACAAGUACUUCAGUAACUCCGCACAUCACGAGUAUAGACGUGGUCAGCCCUUGCCGCCAGCAGUGGAGCUGGACUUUGAGGUGCCCCAAAUGGCUAAGAUCGAGCGCGAGUGCUUCCAUCUGUGCGAGAAGAUCUGUCCCCUUUGCGAUGAACCGCUUAAGAGCUACGAGAGCUGUUGUCUGCGAUGCCAGCGGAAGCUCGCACUGAAAAUGAAACAAAAGGAGCCGCGCCGCGACGGGGAAAAUGGAGGAAAAAAUAGUGAUGACUCAGCUAGGAGCAAGGAGGAUGCCGACCAAGACGAAAUGGAUGCCGAAGAUGAUGGGAAUGCCAGCCAUCGUUGCCAGAGCAGCUACGCCCUGGUGUGUCACAAAUGUGAGCGUCUGUACGCCAUGUGCGCCCAGUGCUUGGCCAAGAGCGAUGUGUGUCGGGCAUGUCAACGGGAGCGUAAUGUCUGCAUGAACUGUCGCCGCAACCUGUGCUCGUUUUGCCUGGAGGAGAUCGCUUGCGGCAGGGACGCUGAACGUGCCCACAUCAAUGACAAGGAACCGCCCUCGGAUAAUGCUUUUCAAGUGCUCGAACUCAACUAUGCUGUGCCGGCAGCCAAGGAUUCUACGGACAGUAAUCAUGCGGAAGUCUCUCCGCCGUAUUCCCUCAACAUUGCGCGCAAUUCCGUGUUCCAUGCCGACUACAAGCCCACUCCAGUCAAACCGUCAAUUGUCGAAGAACUGCCCGCGGCCUCGGGAAGUGCCAAUACCAGUUUUGAGCUGGAUAGUGCCGAUGAGCAAACCGUGGAACGAGUGCGUCGCCAGACAGACCAGCGUUUGUCGCGCUACCUUAAGAACUACGGUGAUCUGGCGGCCAAGCAGCAGCACCAACAACAGCAGCUGGAGCGUAGCAAAAGCGAAUCUCGUAACCGGGGCACUCAGACCCAGCCGCAGAGCUUGGCCAGAAGAGAUGUGGUUCUCAGAGAGGCCGCAGGCCAUAAUCUGUCCAUGCCCCUACUUCGAGAAAUGCCUAAAAUGACUCGCCAGGAGACGGGAACAACGCUGGCGGGGAAUGGCCAGCGGAAGAUGGAUAACCUCAAAAAGCGAUGGGAGGUUCCCGCUGUGCAGAAGUUCACUGUUUCCACAACAUCACCCAAAAUCCUGACCCAGGUGGGAGCCAUUCGAAAGCAACUGCAAGCUGCGCGGUUCUUUGACGAGGUGGCGGAGCCAGAAGAUUAUUAGGAGGAAAUCAAUGACACUUUUUCUUAAAAAGUUAAAAAAUGUUUAAAUUGAUUUCCCUUUAACACUUCUUUUUAAAUCAAAGCAAAAACGAAUUUACUUCUCUCGGAAGUCUUCACAUUUUUAAACAAUUACCAUUCUUGUUUUACUUUGAUUUGUUUCGAAACUCAUAGUUACAUUAUUAUAGUAAGCUGAUUCCAAGUGCUUCGGCUGUAUCGUGCAGCGAUUUUAAUACAUAAGCCAUAAAGUUUGUUAACGUUAAUUUUUCUUAUUUUUUUUACAAAUGUAUAUUAACGGCAACGAUGUUAAUUAGAACAAUAAAGGGCAGCUGUCCU